AUGCCAUUCUCAAAACUUUCCUCUAGUGCCAAAUGGUGUCUCAUUUUCUCCCCUACAGUUGUUUUUGUUCUUCAAAACUCGCUCCAAAUAACCACCGUCACAGGAUUUUCGAUGACCCCUACAUUUAAUGAAAUCCCAGGAUCCACUACAAAACUCUUGAUUGAAAGAAGCGGGAUGUUCAAAUUGGACCCAAAAAACCGCUUACGAGUGAAUGAUGUAAUACAAAUGAGAUCUCCUGUCGACCCAGAACGACUUUUAAUAAAGAGAAUCAAAGGGCUUGAAGGUGAUGUAAUCACGCCGCGCGAUCAAGAUUACCCAGCAAAAAUAGUGAGAGUACCCGUUAAUCAUGUUUGGGUAGAAGGUGAUAAUAGUUUCCAUAGUAUCGAUAGCAAUACUUUUGGACCAGUAAGCGUGGGACUAAUUGAGGCAAUUGUGUGGAAAAGAGUUGAUCCUCUGCGUUUCCCAUACUUAUUUGACCUAAGGGAAGGAGGCAGAGAGGCAAGACUACUGUUAAUAAACAGAAUUGAUCAAUACUAG
Saccharomycopsis crataegensis is the source of this 537-nucleotide messenger RNA. It is a transcript of the gene IMP2, whose product is annotated as endopeptidase catalytic subunit. NCBI's taxonomy places the organism in Eukaryota, Fungi, Ascomycota, Saccharomycetes, Ascoideales, Saccharomycopsidaceae. Bases 1 to 537 code for a protein of 178 amino acids. The transcript has a single exon. The record is from RefSeq and is a predicted model, not a curated record. Gene Ontology annotation, molecular function: serine-type endopeptidase activity. Gene Ontology annotation, cellular component: mitochondrial inner membrane peptidase complex; membrane.